Messenger RNA from Myxocyprinus asiaticus (Chinese sucker), 2511 nucleotides. Its product is annotated as patched domain-containing protein 3-like. The coding region runs from base 1 to 2511 and encodes 836 amino acids. Lineage: Eukaryota; Metazoa; Chordata; Actinopteri; Cypriniformes; Catostomidae. Gene Ontology annotation, cellular component: membrane. The transcript is spliced from 4 exons. The record is from RefSeq and is a predicted model, not a curated record.
AUGGUGUCCUGCAUCACAGACUGCAUCGAAAAGCCCAUCCGGAUGUGUUUGGAAAAUAUCGGUAAAUUCGUUGGACUUCAUCCGUGGUGGUUCGUCACUCUGCCGCUGGCGGUGUCCGCAGGUCUCGGAGGAGGAUUUUUAUUUUUGCACGACCUGAAGUCCAAUGACAUAGUGGAGCAGUUCACACCGAAAAACGGACGCGCCAAAGUGGAGAGACGUUUCUUUCAAGAAACUUUCCCCCAGAUUGACACACAAUUUUCAGUUCUACGAUUGAACACUGAUGGAGUCUUUGCAUCUUUGAUAUUUUCCUGUCAGACAAACGUACUGAGUGUUGGAGCAUUAGAUGAGAUACUGCGCAUAGAUGGAGAAGUCAGAGGAAUCACCGCAAAUCAUAGCGCAAAGCAGUUUGGAUACUCGGAUAUUUGCGCUACGGUGAAUGGAACAUGUUAUCCCAACGUAUUGCUUGAUGUCUUAAAUUACAAUGCGAGCAACAUUCAAUUGGUCAACAUAACGUUCCCUUUGUAUUGUCAGUCAGAAUCCAACUGUAUCCACUUUGGAAAUGACAUUAGUGAGGUGGAGGUAGAUGACAAUGGAGUUGUUGAAAGUGCAAAGGCAAUGCGACUUUUCUUUUAUUUGCAAGAGAACAACAAUACAGGAGACAUUUGGCUUCAGGAGUUUGUUAACUUGCUCUCUAAUAUUACAAGCUCCCUCACAGAAGUAUCCUAUUUCACCUCUAUGUCAAGGCAACAGGAAUUUGAGAAGAGUACCACAUCUGUCACUCAGCUUUUUGCAAUCACCUAUUUCCUUGCCAUCUCAUUUUCAAUAAUUUCUUGCAUGAGGCUUGACAAUGUGAGGAAUAAAGUGUGGCUGGCUUCUUUAGGGGUAUUUGCCACUGCACAAGCAGUGAUGUCCAGCUUUGGGUUGCUAUUACUCAUGAACGUGCCAUUUGUUAUUACUGUGGCAUCCUCUCCAUUCCUUAUUUUAGGGAUUGGCAUUGAUGACAUGUUUAUCAUGAUCUCCAGCUGGCAACGGACUAAUGUUCAAGACACAGUGCCAGAUCGCAUGGCCGAAACCUACAGGGAGGCAGCUAUUUCCAUCACCAUCACCACCCUGACGGACGUGCUAGCCUUCUACCUCAGCUACAGCAACCCCUUUGGCUCUGUACAGUCUUUCUGUCUCUAUGCUGGCACAGCCGUUUUCUUCUGCUAUCUCUAUAACAUCACUUUCUUUGGAGCAUGUCUGGCUCUAAAUGGUAGAAGGGAGGGGGAAAACAGACACUGGUUGACUUGCAUGAAAGUCCCGGAGGAUUGUCCACCAGGACAGUCUAAAGGGUACGCCGUCUGCUGUGUUGGAGGAGCUUACAAUCAUAACACAGGGACUGAGAAAGAGCUCCCGAUGACGCUGUUCUUCAGGAAGUACUAUGGACCAUUUGUGACAAGAGUUUGGACUAAAGCUUUAAUAUUUUUUAUAUACCUCAUAUACAUUGCGAUUAGUGUUUAUGGGUGCCUGAAACUAAAGGAGGGCAUUAAUCUCAAGAACCUUGCACUUGAUGAGUCAUACAUUGUCCAAUACUAUGAGGCUGAAAAGACAUACUUUGAUUAUUAUGGUCCAAAUGUAAUGGUAGCAGUGAACAGCACAUUUCCGUAUUGGGAGGAAAGUGAACGCAAUCAACUUGAGUCUUGUAUCAUACAGUUUCAAGAGCUGGAUUUUGUCAAGAACUUGUCAAUAUCUUGGCUUCAUUCUUUCGAAAAGUAUGCAGUGGAAAAUCAUAAUGAAAUCAGCUCAGAGACUGCAUUUAAAACUAAUUUGUAUCCAUUUCUGGACCACAAUCCAAUGCUCAGACAAGAUGUCAAGAUAACCAAUAAUGACAUAACCGCUUCACGUCUGUUUCUUCAGACAUUUACUAUCUCCUCUGAGAAGAUCAUGCUGAAUUCAUUACGAAAGACAGCAGAGAACUGCCCGUAUCCACUGUUGGUCUACCAUCCAGCAUUCAUAUACUACGAUCAAUAUACUGUGAUUGGACAUAUCACUGUUCAGACCAUGAGUGUUGCAACCGCAGUAAUGCUGGUCAUUGCUCUUGUGUUAAUUCCCAAUCCUCUUUGUGCCUUGUGGGUGGCUUUUGCCAUCGCUUCAGUCAUUUUGGGAGUUACCGGCUUCAUGGCACUGCUAAACAUUAACCUUGAUUCCAUCUCCAUGAUAAACCUGGUCAUUUGCAUUGGCUUCUCCGUGGAUUUCUCUGCUCAUAUCUCUUACACGUUUGUAUCCAGUGCCAAGUCUGAUGCGAACGAGAGAGUAGUGGAGGCGCUGACACACCUGGGCUAUCCCAUACUUCAAGGAGCCUUGUCUACAAUCGUGGGUGUGGUGGUGCUUUCAGCUUCAACAAGCUACAUAUUCAGAACACUCUUCACCAUCGUUUUUCUGGUCAUUACGUUUGGACUACUUCAUGGCAUUGCUUUUCUUCCAGUUUUUCUCACUUUCUUUGGAUUUUGCCAUAAGUUGUCGCAGCACUGA